Messenger RNA from Saccostrea echinata, 7895 nucleotides. RefSeq names its product intersectin-1-like. Bases 199 to 5445 code for a protein of 1748 amino acids. The record is from RefSeq and is a predicted model, not a curated record. Gene Ontology annotation, biological process: positive regulation of Rho protein signal transduction. The transcript has 47 exons. Lineage: Eukaryota; Metazoa; Mollusca; Bivalvia; Ostreida; Ostreidae. Gene Ontology annotation, molecular function: protein binding; guanyl-nucleotide exchange factor activity; calcium ion binding.
CAAGUUCCGGUUGUUCUUGGGUGUACUUUGAUGUGUUUUUACUCGGAUUUUUAAUAUUUUUGAAGUUAAUAUCGGUUUAUUUCUCAUUUUUCAACAGUAACAAAUGAUAAUCUAAUGAUAUGCAGUAACGGCGAGGAUUAAUGACUGCACCGAGAUGAUUGUCAGGAGAUAAAGACACCAAAAGGAUAGGAAUACAAGAUGGCAGCAGCAGCCGGGGCAGCGGCUUGGAAAAUAACAGGAGAAGAUCGUGCCAAGCAUGAUUCCCAGUUCUUCCAACUCAAACCAAUCAAUGGCUUUGUCACAGGGGAACAGGCUAGAGGGUUCUUCCUUCAGUCAGGCUUGCCAAUGGCUGUUUUAGGACAAAUAUGGCAACUUGCUGAUAUGAACAAUGAUGGAAAAAUGGACAAAAAGGAGUUUUCAAUAGCAAUGCAUUUGAUAAAGAAGAAGUUGCAAGGAUUUGAGCUCCCCAAAACACUCCCACCCUCACUAAAAGCAGACCCUUCACCAGCUAUGGGGUCAUUUGGUACAAUGUCCACAGCAGGACCACCUCCAAUGGGAAUGGGAAUGCCAGUGAUGGGAAUGGCUCCGACAGCAGUAGCACCCAGCAGUAUGGGGAUGCCAAUCAUGACUAAUGGUGUCCCCAUGAUGGGUCAACAAGGAAUGAUGGCACCUGCAGUUUCCAUGGGAGCACCUGCAGUUUCCAUGGGACCUCCUGCUGCAAUGAUGGGCAACAAACCAAGAACUGGUUCUUUUAUACAACCAGGGCCAGUACCAGCUCCUGCUGCAGCAGGGAAUAUGGCAAUGCCUCAUCCCAGCAAACUGAAGUAUACACAGAUGUUCAAUUCUAAUGAUAGACACAAACGAGGUCAUCUAACAGGUGUUGAAGCAAGAUCACUGCUGGUUCAGACUGGUCUACCACAACAAAUUUUGGCUCAGAUCUGGACAUUGGCUGAUUAUGAUAAGGAUGGUAAAUUGACAUGUGAUGAGUUCUGUGUUGCCAUGCACCUCGCUGACUUGGCCAAAACAGGGAUUCCACUACCAGCAGUACUCCCCCCUGAACUUGUUCCUGGUAAAGCUCGGUCUGGAAGUUUUAGUGCCUCAGCCCCUCCUACAUCACAAGAAUUAUAUACAUAUUGGGCUCCUUCAAAGGGGGAUGCAUUUGGUGACCUUCUAGGGGGGAUGGGUAUGCCUCCUCCCCAACCCGCCCCUUCAGCUGCUGCCACAAAUGGGGAGGAACAAGGUCAACAGGAGGAUGUCCAUGGCUUUACCUUUGAGGACCGCCGUAAGGAGAACUUUGAUAAGGGCCAGGCAGAGUUAGAAAGGCGGCGACAGAUGUUACAAGAACAGAUGAAGAGGGAAAACGAGGCGAGGAUGGAGAAAGAGAGACAGGAGCAGGAAAAACGAGAGAGAAUCAGACAAGAACAGGAAAGAAAAAGAUUGGCAGAAAUGGAAAGACAGAUGGAAAAACAAAGACAGAUAGAAAGAGAGAGAGAAGAACAGAGACAGAAAAUGAUGGAACAAAGAGAGGCUGCUCGGAGAGAACUAGAGCGACAGAGACAAAUGGAAUGGGAGAGACAGAGGAAGGAACAGUUAUUAUCUGAGAAAGGCCGAGAGUACGAACAGCUGGGUAUUAUCAAAUCACGAGCCAGUAAUCUCAAGUGUGAACUCGAGUCACAGCAAGGUAAAAAGACUGAGAUUCGACAGAAGAUCGAGCAAGUAAGGAAUGGUGUAACAGACUUCACCAAUAGCAUAGAGGCAAUGAGAAUAACCAGGGACUCCAAAACCAGUGCAAUAGACAAACUUGAACAUGAUAUCAAAGAAUUAGGUGACAAAUUGGUGCAAUUACAAUCCGAGCGUGAGUCUCUCAAUUACCGAGUACAAACCUCAGUACAGAACAACCCCUUAUCUGAUGCACACCGUACAGUAUUACAUGGAGUGGAAUUAAAAAAGACUUCACUUCAGAAGCUAAAGAAAGAGCUCGAAAACACGGAAAGAGAAACCGAAAGUAAACUGCUGGAAAUUGACAAGAGUAACGCAGAGUUAGAGGAAAUGAAGAAGAAACUGUCGUCAGUGGAAGACAAUAUGUCUUCACUGAAAAAGCAACAACAACAAAAACAGGAGGCAUCUCUACUGCAGAAGAGAAAACAGGACGAGGAACACAAAGCUAAGAUACAACAGGAAAAGGAGAAACAAGAGAAUCUAAGGAAAGAGCUGGCGGCUCAGAGGCUCAAAGAGGAGCAAGAAGCAAAAGCAAAAUCCACUGCCUCCAGUAACGCGUGGGCCGCAUUCUCAAACGACACUCAGUCAUCCGCUACUUCUAACGAUAUCUGGUCAGCUGCCUUUGCAGAUGUUAAGACUGAUACAUCCAAGGGGAGUGAUAUCUGGGGCAGCGCUUUCUCUAGUCAAACUACAGUGACCUCAUCCAGUAGUAAAGGUUGUAAAUAUAAGGCCUUGUAUCCUUUUGAGGCCAGAAAUCCAGAUGAAUUAAGUUUGAAUCCAGAUGACAUUGUUUGGGUCCCAGAGGACCAGACAGGGGCAGAGGAGGGGUGGUUGGGAGGAGAAAUGAAUGGAAAGAAGGGCUGGUUCCCUAAAGACUACGUGGAGAAACUACCAGAGGAGCAAUCUAGUCAAUUUAAUGCCUUUGGCAAUGCUUUCAGUUCAGAACCUGUAGCUUCAGCAUUUCCUCAGAAAGAAUCUCUCUUUGAUAUACCAGCUGACUCGCCCACUCCUGGACAGAUGAUGCCUUUACAGGGAUCAGCUGCCCCUGAGGGCCUUCAGGCCCAGGCCCUUUAUCCAUGGAAGGCCAAGAAAGAAAAUCAUUUGUCUUUUAACAAAGGGGACAUAAUCCAUGUCAAAGAACAACAAGAAAUGUGGUGGUCCGGGGAGCUGAAUGGACAGACUGGCUGGUUCCCGAAGUCCUAUGUCAAACUCGUCAGUGGACCAGGUUCCAAACAAACAUCAAGAUCUGGUACACCAAUGGCAACAAGUGCAGCACCUGCUGUGUCUGUAGAAACCAAUGAUAAGAGUAGUACGCCAGCCAUUGUGGAACACACUGCUGAAGCUGAACCAUAUGUGGCCAUGUUUUCCUACACUUCCACUGAACCAGGUGACCUGACCUUCACACAGGGGGAGACAAUCCAAGUGACCAAGAAAGAGGGUGACUGGUGGACAGGGUCAAUAGGUGAAAGGUCAGGGAUCUUCCCUGCUAACUAUGUCAAGGCCGCAGAACAACAGCCAAAACCUUCGCCUAGUCAUACCCCAACUGUACAACCCACUGUUCAGGCUCCUCAACCACAGCCGGCCACCAGUCAGCCAGCACAGACUCAACAAAAAACGGGAACCAGUUCAACACUUAAAAAACCAGAAAUAGCGUCAGUGAUAGCUGCCUACACGGCAACAGGAGGUGAACAAUUGUCUUUAAGUCCUGGUCAGUUGAUUCAGGUCCGUAAGAAAAGCCCCAGCGGCUGGUGGGAGGGGGAACUUCAGGCUCGUGGUCAGAGGAAGAAGAUAGGAUGGUUCCCUGCUAACUAUGUCAAACUUCUGGGUGGUGGAUCUAGUGCUAGAUCCACUCCUGAUAAUUCAUCUCAGAGCGGCUCACCCGCAAACACAUUACAUCGGACUGCCACACCCACAAUUCCAGCACCCCAGCCACAGAAAUCAGCAAUUGUGGAGAAUAAAUAUGUUGAUCAGGUGAUUGCACUGUACCCUUACACGGCUCAGAAUGACGAUGAAUUGACAUUCCACAAAGACUCUGUGAUUAACGUUAUCAGUAAGGAGGAUGCUGACUGGUGGCAGGGGGAGGUGAACGGAACAGUCGGAAUGUUCCCCUCUAACUAUGUCGGACCCCUCAUUUCUUCUCCUCCUCAAGAAAAUACAUGGUCCAGUGAUCCCUCUGUUCUUGCCCAGACCUCGUCUGUUGAGAGUAAGAGACAGAACUAUAUACAUGAGCUCAUCAACACAGAAGAAACUUACAUGUCGGACAUGUCUAUAGUGCUAGAUGCUUUUUACAAGCCUAUGGCUACUGCUGGGGUCAUGACUCCAGAAGAAUUGGAUACAGUUUUUGUUAACUGGAAGGAACUCAUUUUGUGCAAUACUAAACUUCUCAAGUCAGUACGAGUUAGGAAGAAGAUGUGUGGAAAAGGUCAGGUCAUUCAGAUCAUUGGAGAUGUCCUUUGUGAAAAUAUACCUCACAUGACCCCAUACAUCAGAUUCUGCAGCUGUCAAUUAAAUGCUGCAGCAUUGAUACAGAGAUAUACAGAAAACAGUCAAGAAUUCAGAGAAAUCCAAAAGAAAUGUGUUCAGGAUCCCAAAACCAAGGGGAUGCCCCUCAGUAGUUUUCUAUUGAAACCAAUGCAAAGAAUCACGAAGUAUCCACUUAUGAUACAGAAAAUUCUACAAUAUACCCCAGAAAAUCAUCCAGACCGCCAGAAUCUGGAGGAUGCUCUUGCUAAGGCUGAGGAACUGUGUAAUCAGGUCAAUGAGGGGGUUCGUGAGCGAGAAAAUUCAGACAAGUUAGAAUGGAUGCAGAGUCAUGUCCAAUGUGAUGGCCUACAGGAGAAACUGAUCUUUAACUCUGUGACUAACUGUCUAGGACCCAGAAAACUACUUUAUCAUGGAACUCUUUAUAAGACUAAAGGUCACAAGGAGCUUUGUGGCUUUCUGUCCAAUGACUUCCUGCUUCUAGCCACACCCCUUGGUAGUGCUACCUCAUCUUCCUUGUUUGAUUCCAAAACAAAAGCUCAGUACAAAAUGUACAAAAGUCCCAUAUUUCUAAACGAGGUGAUGGUUCGGAGGUUAGGGGAGGAUGACAAUGACUGCUUGCUUCAGGUGUCACAUGUGGAGCAUGUCUACAACCUGAAGGCCCCUACCCUCACAGAAAGGGAGUCCUGGGUCAGACAUAUUGAUGCUGCUUCCAAGCUCUUCCUUGACACAGAGAAGAAGAAACGAGAAAAGCUUUUCAACUUGGGACAGAAAUCCCACAUGAUGGGUAGGCUUUUGGUGAUUAUCCAGGAAGGCAUAAACCUCGCCCCCACAGCUGAUGUGCGCAAGAUUAAUGGCGUUGGUCGGUUACUGGUUGUGCUGCAGGAGGGUUGUGAUUUACAGGCCAGCGAUGUCAAUGGAAAGAGUGACCCUUACUGUGAGGUCAGUAUGGGAGUACAAGAACACAAAACCAAGGUCAUCAAUGCGACCUUGAACCCUCGUUGGAAUGCCUCCAUGCAGUUCACCAUCAAGGACUUGGAACAGGAUGUGUUGUGUAUUACUGUGUUUGAUAGAGACCUCUUUUCUCCAAAUGACUUUCUGGGGCGCACUGAGGUGAGAGUCAAUGACAUUUUAAAGGAAUCCCAAACACGUAAAGGACCAAUCACAAAGCGUUUAUUAUUACAUGAAGUGUCCUCGGGGGAAGUCGUAGUCAAACUAGAUCUACAGCUUUACGAGAACACAUGACGAGAGCAGACGAAGUAGGACGUUUGGUUGUUAAAGUUAUAUACAGCAUGUUAAUGAGUUUGGAAGCUGGACCCUUUUUUUAAAAAUUAAUUUCAAUGAAUGAGAUUGUAGAACAAUUCCAAAGAAUUUUUUUUUAUAGUGAUGUUAAAAUGCAAGUUAUUUAAUCAUCACCCUCUACAUUCAGCUGCUAGAGUUGGGACAGUAAUUUAAACAAGAUGUUGUUGAAGUAUAUAUAAUAAGAUUAAGGUCUCUAUUGAUAAACAUCUUGUUUUUUUCCCCAUAACAGUGUUCAAUGGCAGUGCAGUACAUUCUUCUUAAAGAAUGCUUUAGAAAAAGAAAAGGUUUCUUUUUUGGCCGUUUUUUUUUAACCCAGGAAUAAUUUUCUAUUGCCCCAAAGUAAAAUUCAGUGUGUUUGUAUCUUCCAUUCCGUUUUUUACCAACAAUUUUUUUUCCCUUAUUGUCGUGUAAUGUUCAAAUUUGAUAUGUUGUUUCAGCAGUCAAAACAACAUAUUUCGUACCAAUUAAGGUUAAUUUUCUAUAUCCUCUGGAUAGGAGAUGGGGUGGUGGAAUAGAUUCAUAACUUUGUAAAAAUGAAAAGGCAACUUUUAUAAACUUUGUUGGAAAGGAUGAUAAAUCUAGUGAAUCUCCUGGGAUUAAUUAUCUUGCCUUCUGCAGAAAAUUCAGAGCCUAAGCUUUAGCCAACACAUUAAUGCCCUGUUCACAUAGAGAUUUUAAUAAUUCCAAUUAAACAUACUAAGUUACUGCUAAUUAAAUUUGAACCGCAUUCACACGGAGAACUUAAUGUAAAUUAGUUUAAUUCAAAUUAAUUUACUCCACGUCAAAUUACUUUGCAUUAGCUCCAUGUGAAUGCUAAGUGAAGCUAAUUAGAAUUAAAUUUUGACGCAUGAUUAAUGGCAAAAAUAAGUCACAUACCACAUUUUGGUGGUCAGAUAUAGGCACUUGAGCUAUUUUUGAGUGAAAAACAAAGAAAAAGUAUGUAAAUCUCCAAAAAUGUGUACAGAUACUAUGACAUUAUGUCAGAUGGAUCUGCUCUGUAUAAGGUGACAUGAUUUGCAAAUGACAUUAUAAUAGCCUUACUGUAGAAUUCAAAAUUUUAAUGCGCAUUAGUUUACUUCACAUUGACUGUUGUGUGAACACAAUUUAAUUCACAGUAGAUUAAUUUGCAUUAUUUUAUUUGGCAUUAAUCUACUGUGAAUUAAAUAUUUAAUGCGCAUUUGUGUGAACAGGGCAUAACAUAAAUUAACAAAUUCUAGCAUGGUGAUGUCUGUUUUAAGGUUAAGGUCAUAUCUAGGUAAUUUUUGCAUUUAUUGAAUUGUAUGUUCUGAAUGCAGGUAUUUUAUGAAAUGGUUGAAAUAAACAUUUAAUUGAAUUAUACAAUUAAUUUCAAGGACUUGAUAAACACAUAAUUCAAGAUAGAUUUUUGUCUUCUGACUGCCCUAUGGAAAUAAAAAGAUAUUUCCAGUUUUUACAGCUAUAGUUGAAUAACAUCUGUUCAAUGAAUUUUCUAGCAUUUAGGAAAUAUACAUGUAUAUAUUCGUAUAUUUGUGUUAUCAAGAAUAUGAUUGUUAAAAUUGAGUUGUCUCUUCCAAUAAAUAGGCACCACUUCCAGAUUUUUCAUUAGGCCAUUCCAAAUUUUUCUCUGUUUAGCAUCCACCCAUCUUUCAAAAACCUACCUAUCUAUUUGCAAAAAAACACACAAGCCCAAAAAUAAAACACAGGCUUAAAAGCCAUAAAAAUGAUGUUAUUUUAACGAUUUGAUUUCAUGAAUCUAUUUUUCUGGAAGAAAGGUACAUACGUCUAUUCUUUAGCAAACUCAAGUUUUUUUAAAAAUGCUUAAAAUACACCUAAAAUUACAUAUUAUACACAAAUAAAUAGAAAUUGUCAGAAUUCAAAGAUUUUGACCAAAAUGAUCAAUUUCAUGACUCUUGAUUUUGUUUGUUUUUUCUGAUAUUGGUGUCUAAAACCAAGGCGCACGCGGACACUAAACAUAGAAAAAACUUGGAAUGGCCUUGUUUUUACAUUAGGACUUAUUGAAUAUAAAAACUUUCAAUUUUGUAAUCUACAAAAGUAGCAUGAUCUUUAAAAAUCUGAGUAAGGUUUUUGAGGCAUUCUUCAGCAUGUUCACUGAAUUUGAAUUUGUCUUUGAUAUUUGUUUACAAAAAAAAUGCAUAAUGGAGUAAAGCAUUUAAUGAGAAGAAUAUGUUGUACAUGAAACAAGUCAUUGUUUUGACAAAAUAUAGUGCAAUACAAUCCCUAUACAUGUUUUUUAUUCAUAACAUUGGAACACGAAUUAAAUUGUGUAUAUACAUGUAAGUGAUCAUAGUCGGUAAGACCAAAAUGGACCUGUCACAUUUGUGAAUGUUUUUGUGUGAUAUACUGGGAGCAAACAUUUUAAAGUGGUUUUAAUAAACACAGUAUGAUAAAUGAGA